CUUCAGGCAGCGCGCGGAGCCGGCGGGCUCUCCUCACGCCAGCGCGCCCUCACGAAGCUGGACCCGCGGCGGCCAGCGCAGGCCUGGCCGGUCACUCGUCCGCGCCUGCUUCUCUUGCUCAGGGCUCCGGUCCUCCUGCCCUCCGACGCCGCUCAGGAUUUUAACAAGAAACUGAAGUUUUGAUUCAAAUGUACUUUGAAUUGAAGCCAGAAAUGUGCUAGAAUUUAGAAUCUUUCAUUUGUUUAAGGUAUGGUCUGAAUAUGCGUUGUUUGGCAGCUCGGGUCAACUACAAGACUUUGAUUAUCAUCUGUGCUCUCUUCACUUUGGUCACAGUACUUCUGUGGAAUAAGUGCUCCAGUGACAAAGCCAUCCAGUUUCCACGGCACUUGAGUGGUGGCUUCAGAGUGGAGGGAUUGGACAAAAGAGCGGCAGCAUCUGAGAGGGACCACUAUGUGCACCACAUGGCCAGGCAGCAGCCCGAGGAGGCAUCCCCUCGGCAGCAGAAGGCUCCCCCCGUUGUGGGGGGCUUCAGUAGCAACGGGGGAAGCCAGGUGCUGGGGCUCAAGUACGAGGAAAUUGACUGUCUCAUAAACGACGAGCACACGAUCAAGGGGAGACGCGAGGGCAAUGAGGUCUUCCUUCCGUUCACUUGGGUGGAGAAAUACUUUGAUGUCUACGGAAAAGUGGUUCAGUAUGAUGGCUACGAGCGCUUUGAGUUCUCUCAUAGCUAUUCCAGAGUCUAUGCACAGAGAGCCCCGUACCACCCCGAUGGGGUCUUCAUGUCCUUCGAAGGCUACAACGUGGAAGUCCGAGACAGAGUCAAAUGUAUAAGUGGGGUUGAAGGCGUGCCAUUAUCCACACAAUGGGGACCUCAAGGCUAUUUCUACCCCAUCCAGAUUGCACAGUACGGGUUAAGUCAUUACAGCAAGAAUCUCACCGAGAAGCCACCUCACAUAGAGGUAUAUGAAACAGCAGAAGACAGGGACAAAGACAGCAAGCCCAGCGAGUGGACUGUGCCAAAGGGCUGCUUUCUGGCCAGUGUGGCCGACAAGCUUAGAUUCACCAAUGUGAAACAGUUUAUUGCUCCAGAAACCAGUGACGGUGUGUCCUUGCAGCUGGGAAACACAAAAGACUUUAUUAUUUCAUUUGACCUCAAGUUCUUGACCAACGGAAGUGUGUCCGUGGUUCUGGAGACCACAGAAAAGAAUCAGCUGUUCACUGUGCAUUACGUCUCAAAUACCCAACUCAUUGCUUUUAAAGAAAGAGACAUAUACUAUGGCAUUGGGCCCAGAACUUCAUGGAGCACGGUUACCAGAGACCUGGUCACUGACCUCAGGAAAGGAGUGGGCCUUUCCAACACAAAAGCUGUUAAGCCAACUAAAAUCAUGCCCAAAAAGGUGGUUCGGUUGAUUGCGAAAGGGAAGGGGUUCCUGGACAACAUCACGGUCUCUACCACAGCCCACAUGGCUGCCUUCUUUGCUGCCAGUGAUUGGCUGGUAAGGAACCAGGACGAAAAAGGCGGCUGGCCAAUCAUGGUGACCCGCAAGCUAGGGGAAGGCUUUAAGUCUUUAGAGCCAGGAUGGUACUCUGCCAUGGCCCAGGGGCAAGCCAUCUCCACCUUGGUCAGGGCCUACUUGUUAACGAAAGACCGAGUAUUCCUCAACUCAGCUUUAAGGGCAACAGCCCCCUACAAGUCUCCCUCUGAGCAGCACGGAGUUAAAGCUGUGUUCAUGAACAGACAUGACUGGUAUGAGGAGUACCCCACCACACCUAGCUCUUUUGUUUUAAACGGCUUUAUGUAUUCUUUAAUUGGGCUGUAUGACUUAAAAGAAACUGCAGGGGAAAGGCUGGGGAAGGAAGCGGGGUCCUUGUAUGAGCGUGGCAUGCAGUCCCUGAAGGCCAUGCUGCCCUUGUAUGACACCGGCUCAGGGACCAUCUAUGACCUCCGACACUUCAUGCUGGGCAGCGCGCCCAACCUGGCCCGCUGGGAUUACCACACCACCCACAUCAAUCAGCUGCAGCUGCUCAGCACCAUCGAUGACUCCCCGAUCUUCAAAGAGUUCGUCAGGAGGUGGAAAAGCUACCUGAAAGGCAGCAGAGCAAAGCACAACUAGCACUCAGCCUUUCCCAACAGGAGCCACAGCUGUCUGCGCAGAGCGUGGGCGCACGGUAAACGUGAACUGGGCCUACGUGGUGUCUUGCCAAGUGACAAGUGAUCCUUUGAGCCAGUCUUCUGAAAUACCUGCAUUCCACGGCGGGCAUCUGGAAUUGUGGGAGGCACAGGAGGAGAGCGAGCGCCAGCGAGCGAGCGUGUGGUCAGUGGGCUGAAUGAGGUGGUGUCUCUGCCUCGCUCCUCAUCUCCGCGCUCCCAGAGUCAGUCUGCGUUACUGGCCAGCUGCCGAGCACUUUCCUGAAAGCUCAGUGUGGGGCUCUUCCAAAAUGCUAUUAUUUAUAUUUAUAUUGAAAGCAAACUUAAGAAAUGUGCUGUAGUACAGUAAAUAUGCACUAGUAGCCUGGCUAGUGGGCUGUGUCCGACUUUUAAAAGGUUCCUUUCUACAGAUCCUCUUCUUGGAAGUGGGUGAGCAUCUGUGGCAUUUGUUCAGUUUGUUAUAUGAAGAAUAUUUUGAAUUACGGUUUUCUUGAAAUGUGUAAAUUAAAGAAACAGCCAAGGUUCAGGCUUCAGUUAUAUAACAUAAGCACAACUAAAAUGAAACCUGUUGACUGCACAAGAAAUUGCAAAAUGUGGUCUGUUUUAUGAAACUUGAUCUGCAAUCAGUAAAGUUUGAUAAUCAGCCUGUCCCUCCUCCUGCCCCAGUGCAGUGGUUUCUUUUGUCACAUCUAGAACGUUAUAUUCCCUUUCAGAUUGCACCUUGAGAGUCUUGUCCAUUCAGGAAGGACAUGUAGGGGACGUGUAGCAUUUAUUGCAAGCCUACAUGUGGGAAGGGGCUGGUGACUUUAAGUCCACCGUGGCUCUUUUGCGACUACACAGGGGAGUCCUAGCAGAGCUCUUCCCACUGCGCAUUCUUGAUACCACUUUCCAGGCCAUGGUUCUGUGUCUUUGUUUUUCCUCCAAAAUUUAAUUUGAAAUUAUCCCAGCUAUUAUGUAGAAGAGAUGCUACUGUGUUUGCUGUCCCCACAUGGUCAGACAUUUAUUCAGAUUUAUUCAGGCUAUGUGCCCUUCACAGCCCUCACACAGUGGGCAGUGUCUGCUGUGUGGCUUUAGACAUUAUCUUAAAACCAGUGAAGACUGGUUUUGCUCGGGUUUUUGUAUGAAAUCUACAGCUUGGAAAUAGAUCGUCAACCCCCACCACGUAGACACACACAC
This is a messenger RNA of Castor canadensis (American beaver), 3325 nucleotides long. It is a transcript of the gene Glce, whose product is annotated as glucuronic acid epimerase. Gene Ontology annotation, biological process: heparan sulfate proteoglycan biosynthetic process. Gene Ontology annotation, molecular function: heparosan-N-sulfate-glucuronate 5-epimerase activity. The record is from RefSeq and is a predicted model, not a curated record. Lineage: Eukaryota; Metazoa; Chordata; Mammalia; Rodentia; Castoridae. Gene Ontology annotation, cellular component: Golgi apparatus.